Messenger RNA from Oncorhynchus masou masou (cherry salmon), 319 nucleotides. RefSeq names its product protein phosphatase 1 regulatory subunit 14B-like. The transcript is spliced from 2 exons. Gene Ontology annotation, molecular function: protein serine/threonine phosphatase inhibitor activity. The record is from RefSeq and is a predicted model, not a curated record. Gene Ontology annotation, biological process: regulation of phosphorylation. The annotation marks the transcript as partial. Lineage: Eukaryota; Metazoa; Chordata; Actinopteri; Salmoniformes; Salmonidae. Gene Ontology annotation, cellular component: cytoplasm.
AUGUCAGCCGCCAGCACCGAGACGAGCGCCCAGUUGCCCGCGUCCGCCAGCCGGGUGUUCUUCCAGCCGCCGGCCGGGGUUGGGUGCGCUGGUUCCGGCCCCAUUCCGCGGGAUGACCCGGUCCAGAGGAAGCAGGGAAAAGUGACGGUGAAGUACGACAGGAAGGAGCUGCGGAAGAGACUGAUACUGGAGGAGUGGAUCAUUGAACAACUCAGCGAUCUGUACGACUGUGAGGAAGAGGAGAUGCCGGAGGUAGAGAUAGAUAUUGAUGACCUGCUGGAAGUCAACAGUGAAGAUGAGAGAGCUGUCAAAACUACAG